This is a messenger RNA of Myripristis murdjan (pinecone soldierfish), 2567 nucleotides long. RefSeq names its product solute carrier family 38 member 5b (gene slc38a5b). NCBI's taxonomy places the organism in Eukaryota, Metazoa, Chordata, Actinopteri, Holocentriformes, Holocentridae. The coding region runs from base 287 to 1702 and encodes 471 amino acids. Gene Ontology annotation, cellular component: plasma membrane. The transcript is spliced from 17 exons. Gene Ontology annotation, biological process: L-histidine transmembrane transport; glycine transport; L-glutamine transport. The record is from RefSeq and is a predicted model, not a curated record. Gene Ontology annotation, molecular function: glycine transmembrane transporter activity; L-glutamine transmembrane transporter activity.
AGCUCACUGGUGAACUGUUUGACACUCUGGACAUCGUCACUCACCUCUCUGGACAGGAGACGCUCUCUCUCCUCUCUGCUUGGCUCCAAACACAAGCCAGCUCCAACACCAGUCUGGGCCAGCAACACCUUUCAUUAAGGACUUGCCUCACAGCUCCCCUCCGCUGUAGAAAGUCAACUGUGCCUGCUUUGGAAGAUUCCAUCGCUCCAUAUCCUUAGAUUCCUUUAAUAUUCCUUUCAGUCUGAAGAAAUAAGAGCACCGGUAUCAGUCACUGUCUGUCAUAAGAAUGGAAAUGCAGAAGCAAUCAAACGGUAACCACCACGGUGACUUUGCCCAUCUGGAAGGAGGAGUCAAACCAGAGGGAGAAAAGUUCCUACCACAGAAGAGCAAUGGGACAAAGACACCACAGUUCACAGAUUUUGAGGGUAAAACCUCAUUUGGGAUGUCCGUCUUUAACUUGAGCAAUGCGAUCAUGGGCAGUGGCAUUCUGGGUCUGUCAUACGCCAUGUCAAACACCGGCAUCGUCCUUUUCCUGAUCCUGCUGACGUGUAUCGCCUGCCUGUCCAGUUACUCUAUUCACUUAUUGCUGCGCAGUGCUGGAAUUGUGGGUAUCCGUGCCUAUGAACAGCUGGGGCUGCGUGCCUUUGGACAUCCAGGAAAGAUCCUGGCGGCUGUCAUUAUAACUCUACAUAACAUUGGUGCCAUGUCCAGUUACCUCUUCAUUGUGAAAUACGAGUUACCACUGGUCAUCCAAGCCUUUCUUGGCCAGACAUCAACCUCUGAGGAUUGGUUCAUGAACGGAAACUACCUCAUUAUCAUCGUCAGUGUCUGCAUCAUCCUGCCCCUGGCGCUUAUGAAACACCUGGGGUAUCUUGGCUACACCAGCGGCUUCUCCCUCACCUGUAUGGUCUUCUUCCUCUCCUCGGUCAUCUACAAAAGAUUCAACAUCGCUUGCCCCCUGGAGGCAUUUGGCAACUUCUCUGUUAACAGCACCAUCCCAGAGGACACAUGCACGGCCAAAUUCUUCACCAUAAACCAAGAGACGGCAUACACCAUCCCCAUCUUGGCAUUUGCUUUUGUGUGUCACCCGGAAGUGCUUCCCAUCUACACUGAAUUGCGCAACCCAACCAAAAGGAGAAUGCAGAACAUUGGCAACCUCUCCAUCCUCGGCAUGUUCGUCAUGUACCUCCUCACAGCCAUCUUUGGUUAUUUCACCUUCUACGAGAACACUGAGGCAGAGCUCCUCCACACCUACAGUAAGGUGGACCCUCUGGACACUCUGAUCCUGUGUGUUCGUCUGGCUGUGCUGGUGGCCGUCACCCUGACUGUACCAGUGGUCCUGUUUCCUAUUCGACGUGCACUUCUCCAGCUCCUGUUCCCAGAGAAGCCCUUCCACUGGAUCCGUCACAUCGCCAUUGCUGUGUGUCUGCUCUUCGCCGUCAAUCUACUCGUCAUCCUCGUUCCCAACAUUCGAGACAUCUUUGGCAUUAUUGGGGCGACCACUGCUCCCAGUCUGAUCUUCAUCCUUCCUGGUCUCUUCUACAUCCGCAUCGUUCCUAAGGACCAAGAGCCAAUGAGUUCACGACCAAAGGUCCAGGCUGCUUGUUUCACAGCUUUGGGCUUCAUAUUCAUGACCAUGAGCCUGACAUUCAUUGUGCUCGACUGGAUGAGUGGAGUGAAACGAAGCGGCGGCGGCCACUAAAGCACAUCCCGAAGCCGAACAGCAAGGACAGCCCACCGCUGUGCCCCUUUUCCUCUCCUCUGAAUGGAGAACAAGAUUCAACUCCUGCUGGAAGGCUAUGGAUUAUCAAGGGGCACUGCGAAGACCGUUUUCACACCCGUUCAAAUCAAAAGGACACUGUACUCUUCCAUGGAAGCAGGCCAGAGUCUAAGAAGAACCCAGUGGUGUCCCAUCCUCCCGGGAUGAUCGAUCACACGUUGUGUUCCUCUCUUAUGCCUGAAGAGUCGAGGAACAUGCUGACCAUGGAAGCCCCUGAACCACUAAAUGCUAUUUGCCUACAAAGAAUGGAAGCUGAAUCUCGGUUAUGUUGUGAAUAAUAAGAGCAAUAUAAGAAGCAAAGUCAUCCAAUUGCCUCGAUGCAAAAAAAUUGAUUGUUGAUUAUUGUUAGGUUUUGUUGGGGAAAACUUGUAUUAGUAUGCGCUUUGUGAAAACGUUAUUCCAAAAAAUAUAUUUCUCAUCAUGAUAUUUCACAUUCUGUAAAUUAGUGUUGCCCAGGGAGCCAUGCUAAGUUGCUGAACAAGAUGUGUUUACAUAAUUCCCUUUAAUUGAUGAUAAAUUAAUGGCCUUUUCUCAUUGGCACUUGAAAACAAUUACAAAACAAUGAGAAGAAAAUCACUGAGAUAUUUUCUGAGCGUUUUAUUUAUAUUCUCUCAUAUUGCUUGAAUGCGGGAUAAUAAUGUUUUAUAGGCAGUAAUGGUGCAGUGAGCCUGUUUGUACAGCAGUACAAUGAUGAUUGCUGUGCUUUAUCAGGCUCACAAAUGGAUUUUUAGUUCUCUUUUUGUUACAUUAGUGUUUAAAUUAAUUCUGCAUGACAGUAUUUGGUAAA